Messenger RNA from Hyposmocoma kahamanoa, 1222 nucleotides. RefSeq lists its product as uncharacterized. Gene Ontology annotation, biological process: embryonic morphogenesis. The record is from RefSeq and is a predicted model, not a curated record. Gene Ontology annotation, cellular component: tRNA-splicing ligase complex. The transcript has 3 exons. Lineage: Eukaryota; Metazoa; Arthropoda; Insecta; Lepidoptera; Cosmopterigidae. The coding region runs from base 38 to 505 and encodes 155 amino acids.
CUCCUAGUUUAUGUGUUAAAUAAUUAAAAGAACUAACAUGGAAAUACCUUGUGAUAUGUUACUGCACCCUGAACUGCUAACAAAUGAACAACUUGUAUACAUAAUACAGCAGAGGCAUUUGCGUGUUCCUGAGAUCGAGGGGAUGGCUAGGGACGACUUAUUAGAAUUGUUUCAUAGAUUCUGCGUGCCGUACGGGCAAAGAAAGUACAAAGAUAGCGGACGAGGGAAAGUACUGAAUAAAACUCGCCGUAUGAGCCCGGAACGUAUUCCGAAGCUCAACACAAUAGAUGUUAGUCAAAAUAGAAAGUUUCACUCCAACCACGAUAGAGUAAAGCCCCCUCCCGACUUGUUAUCAGGACAUAUGAAAAGAAUAAGGUUAGACAAGGUAUCAGAGAAGAAUAAUGGUGUAAAUGGUACUAAAAGAAAAAUGUCUAUUGACGCAGUGACCCCCGCAAUCAGUAGUCCUCCGCUUAAAAAAGGAAGAAAACCCAUAACUUGGCCAUGAAUUCAGCUUACAUAAUACCAAAUUGAAUCGUCAACAUCUUUAGUCUUCAUCUCCCUUAAAAUAUCUGAUAUUUUGGCCCAUUAUGUUAGGGCUAUUGUGACUGUUAUGAGAAAAAGAUAAAACUUAUUUUACGUUAUUAAUAACGGAAUAUGCAAGACUCUCUUGGUCACAAUUACGUACCUAGUCGCAAUUUAGGGAAUUCCCUGUACCAUAAGGUUAAGGACAUUAACUGGGGCAAAUAUUCCUGCCCAUGUCAUCAUCAGCCUAUCGCAGUCCACUGCUGGACAUUUGCCUCUCCCGAUGUGAGUCUUUCGCCCGGUCCUCAGUUUGUCGCAUGCUGCUAGCAGCCUAUCGCAGAUCAUCACUCCAUGUAGCCAAAGGACGCCCUACACUAGGUUUGCCAAACUGUUUCCCCUAUCGAUGCUUCGACAGAUAUGGCCAGCCCGGUGCCACUUCAGCUUGCUUAUUUUACCACCACCACUGCCACCCCCAUCCUGCACAGAGUUAUUACCGUUUAGAGCGAUCUAUUUAAAUCUAUUUAUUGAAAUUCAAAUCUGAUAAAUUAUUAAAAGUCAUGGAAUGAAAGUUGUUGUUUAUGAUAAUUAUUAUGUAUUAUUAUAUUAUAUUAGUAUAUUAUAUUACACAACAUAAUAAUAAUAAUAUUGAAAAUAACUAGGUGUUAUAGAUUAAGAAGACCUAAUUAAUAUUUUCUGCUUU